AAAAUCUAAUUUCAGUUUAAAAAUAUAUUUAUUUUUACCGUAAACAAAAAAAAUCGGAUACAAUGUUGUACCGAAUAUAUUUCGUUUCAUUUUUUUUACACAUUCUACUUUUAAACAGGGUCUGGCCGACCGGAAUCCAUGGAAACCGGACAGUUUCCAUGGAUUUAUGUGGUUCACUACAUCCCAAAAAAUCCUUUUGUCUUUCAAGAUGGAAAGACAGAGGCUGACUGGACCAACUGGUUCGCAGCAUACCAUAAGCUGGUGUCUCACUCAGAAUGCUCAGCCUCAUUCACCCGCCACCUCUACUCAAGUCAACAAGUGUCAGGUGAGCAGCGCGUCAUGCGAUGGAUUCUAUGCGAGCUGUUGUCGUCCCCUGGCUGCUGGUCACGGUGCUGGUGACCGGGGCCUGGACGCAGCCCCACAGGGAUGGAGAGGACCAGGCCUUCCCCUCGUACGGAGAGCCCCUGGUCCCCCGGGUGGAGCGGUCGGAGGGCGGCCUGCGACCGCUCUACCUCUUCGCCCGCUCGUUCCUCCGUGCCGUGCAGCCCAACGCAUUCCCCGGGGACCUUUUAGCCAGAGUGAUGAAAAACGGGACGACAGAUGAAGAUGUCCCUGAGCUGGUGCGCUACGAGGCGGGCUACCUGGUGUGUUUCCUCCUGGCCGUGCUCUACCUGCUCUUCCUGCCCAUCACCGGAGCUGCCCUGCUGUGGAGACACUGCCACCAUCGGGGCGCGGCCGCGGACCCCCCCAGCCCCGCCCCGCCCCGCUGGCACCCCGGGGACCUGGGGGCGGCGGGGGCCCUCAUCCUCACCACCCUGCUGCUGAUGUAG
This is a messenger RNA of Gadus chalcogrammus (walleye pollock), 830 nucleotides long. RefSeq names its product prominin-2-like. Gene Ontology annotation, molecular function: cholesterol binding. The coding region runs from base 345 to 830 and encodes 161 amino acids. The record is from RefSeq and is a predicted model, not a curated record. The transcript is spliced from 5 exons. NCBI's taxonomy places the organism in Eukaryota, Metazoa, Chordata, Actinopteri, Gadiformes, Gadidae. Gene Ontology annotation, cellular component: microvillus; cell surface; prominosome.